This is a messenger RNA of Bacidia gigantensis, 1230 nucleotides long. RefSeq lists its product as uncharacterized. The transcript has 2 exons. Bases 1 to 1230 code for a protein of 409 amino acids. The record is from RefSeq and is a predicted model, not a curated record. Lineage: Eukaryota; Fungi; Ascomycota; Lecanoromycetes; Lecanorales; Ramalinaceae.
AUGCGAAGGACGUCAGCCGGAAGUCGACAUAGAUCCCCUCAGCCAGAGAGUCCUUCCCCAAGAUCGAGAAGAAAGCCGAUCAGGGAGAAAUAUGCGGAACAUAUCGUCGACGAUGCAGCAUCUGCCUUGAUGCAAGACAGCCAAAGAGUCAUUAAAUUGUCACCGCCCGUCGGUCAAUUUAUCAUCAGCGCAAUUCUCCAACUCGCUGCUUUCGCAGUCGCCAUUUCGUUCGGAAUUUUCGCAGUCAAGAGCGUCAGAAUUGCCAAUGCAGCCAACCAAUAUGCGUCACAAGCCCUUCGUGAGACGCAAUUAUCUAAUCGAAUUGCAUUGUUGGCAAUAUGCGCCUCAGCUACCGAUCACGACAGCAAUCUCUCCGACUUCUGUGAAAAAGCGUUAGGCACCGACUACGUUGUCUUCAACGGGAAAGACUACCAGGCGAAAGACUCCCAGGGAGACAUGCCGAUGAAGCAAAUGUACACUCCCAACCUCACGUAUUACAUGCCGCCUCAGCAGACGACAAUUGCACCAUCUACCCUACCACAAGAGCCGGUUUCAACCACGCCAUCAAGUACCUUUACAAAGUCGCCUGCAAGUUCAACUGCUUCAUCAAGAUCGCCCUCGAUCACGGCCUCAGAUUCAACGUCUUUGCACAACAAUACCACUACCAGCACGCCUUUGACCAGUGGCAGCGGUGCUAGCCCGACUGCCCCCGGUGGCAGCCAGAAUUCACCCGAGCACACUCCGAAAGCGAAGAACCGCGGAGGAGUUUUGGCUGGCAUCAUUCUUGGCGUAUUGGGUGGAGUACUCGUUGGAGGAAUUUUGAUUGCAUUGCUCUGGGUAAUGCUACGGCGCAGACCCCGCUCUGAAGUCGUUACAGUCAUAGACGAGACUGGAAAUGAGCCUCCUCAUUCAACUGCGCGAAGGAGUCAUGAAGACCGGCCUGAUCAUUCGCGCCCGGCAGCUGGCUUGGCAGAUGAUGCCCUGCGACCACUUCCGGGAGGGAAGGCUCAGACCCUUUCCCAUCCUCCUCAUCCCACAAACAGUCAGGAAGAUGAGGUUCAGGAAAUAGCCGAAUUGGACGAUUACUGUCUCGCCAUGGAAGAUCGCUCAAGUGUCGGGAGCGAAGGAAGGACCGAUCAUGCCAGCAUUCACAGAGAGGAGAAAGGAUCACGCCGUUUCUGGAGGGUUUGUAAAGCCUUGUUCGUCGACUCGACUAUCUCGACACGCUAA